This is a messenger RNA of Peromyscus eremicus (cactus mouse), 1848 nucleotides long. It is a transcript of the gene Rassf8, whose product is annotated as Ras association domain family member 8. The transcript has 5 exons. Bases 290 to 1549 code for a protein of 419 amino acids. Lineage: Eukaryota; Metazoa; Chordata; Mammalia; Rodentia; Cricetidae. Gene Ontology annotation, biological process: signal transduction. The record is from RefSeq and is a predicted model, not a curated record.
CCCUAGGUGUAGGGUUUGUGGUGUAACAUCUACUCCUGGGCUGGGCACCCCACAGUCACUUGCUCUCUACAUUUUAACUACUUGUGGGUCUCCAUAAUAGUUUCCAUCUGUUACAAAAAGAAGCCCCUUUGAUGAGGGGUGAGGGCUUUACUAUUUUGUAGGUAUGAGGAUAAUUAUUUCUAGGGAUGGUAAGAAGACAUCGUACUUGUCUGCUGGGGAGUGAGCCAGAGCCAUGACCUGAAAUCCUGAUGACCACUGCCAGGGCCUCUGGGUAACCGGCAAGUGCACCAUGGAACUUAAAGUAUGGGUGGAUGGAGUUCAGAGGAUUGUUUGUGGGGUCACUGAAGUCACAACUUGCCAGGAGGUUGUAAUAGCCUUAGCCCAAGCUAUAGGUCGAACUGGAAGGUACACCCUCAUAGAGAAAUGGAGAGAUACUGAGAGGCACUUGGCACCACAUGAAAACCCCAUCAUAUCCUUAAACAAGUGGGGGCAGUAUGCUAGUGACGUACAGCUCAUCUUGCGUCGGACUGGGCCAUCCCUCAGUGAGCGCCCCACCUCAGACAGUGUGGCCCGGAUUCCUGAAAGAACUUUGUACCGACAGAGCUUGCCCCCCUUAGCCAAACUGCGGCCUCAGGUAGACAAGUCAAUCAAGAGAAGAGAACCUAAAAGGAAGUCCCUGACGUUCACAGGAGGUGCCAAAGGGCUGAUGGACAUUUUUGGAAAAGGUAAAGAAACUGAAUUUAGGCAGAAGGUGCUGAGUAACUGCAGAGCCACAGCAGAAGAGCUGAGGAGGCUGAUCCGGCUGCAGACAGAUAAGCUGCAGGCCAUUGAGCAGCAGCUGGAGUCCAGUGAACUAGAGAUACGAUUCUGGGAGCAAAAAUACAGUUCCAGCCUGGAAGAGGAAAUUGUCCGUCUGGAGCAAAAGAUCAAAAGGAAUGAUGUGGAGAUCGAGGAGGAGGAGUUUUGGGAAAAUGAACUACAGAUAGAACAAGAAAAUGAGAAGCAGCUCCAGGACCAGCUCGAAGAGAUACGGCAGAAAGUCACAGACUGUGACAGCAAGCUGAAGGACUACCUGGCACAGAUCCACUCUAUGGAAAGUGGUCUCGAAGCAGAGAAGCUGCACCGGGAAGUUCAGGAGGCACAAGUCAACGAGGAGGAGGUGAAAGGAAAGAUUGAAAAGGUCAAGGGGGAGAUGGACCUCCAAGGGCAGCAGAGCCUGAGGCUGGAGAACGGCAUUAGAGCUGUAGAGAGGUCUCUGGGGCAGGCUACCAAGCGCUUACAGGACAAGGAACAGGAGCUGGAGCAGUUGACCAAAGAGCUACGUCAAGUCAAUCUCCAGCAGUUCAUCCAGCAGACAGGGACAAAGGUCACCGUGUUGCCAGCUGAGCCCACUGAAAUAGAGGCCUCCCAGGCAGACAUAGAGACAGAGGCACCAUUCCAGUCUGGGUCCCUAAAGCGACCUGGUUCAUCACGGCAGCUCCCCAGUAAUCUUCGUAUUCUGCAGAACCCCAUCUCUUCUGGAUUUAAUCCUGAGGGCAUCUAUGUAUAACAUUGUCUUCAGGGGAUGGAUCCAGCCAAGGUACCAAGGACAAUAAAAUCUUUCAGUUUGUGCCAACUGAACAGACGGUCUGUUCCCAAGCCACUGUCUCCUCUCCUGACUGCAAGCCCCUUGGAGCCUGUGCACUGAUGCUGAACACGGAGGAGCCUGUUCACACUUCGCAGUAUUGACAUGUUGUCCAGCAGCUGAAAUGCAAAGCCUUCGUUUUUUAUUUGUAGUGUUCUGAGAACAUUAGGAAAGUAUUAAUCUAUGUUUAUACAUGAAUAAACCCUGAAUUAAGAGUAAAGUUA